This is a messenger RNA of Siniperca chuatsi (mandarin fish), 2391 nucleotides long. Its product is annotated as SNARE_SNAP25N and SNARE_SNAP23C domain-containing protein. Gene Ontology annotation, biological process: synaptic vesicle priming; exocytosis; synaptic vesicle fusion to presynaptic active zone membrane. Gene Ontology annotation, cellular component: SNARE complex; plasma membrane. NCBI's taxonomy places the organism in Eukaryota, Metazoa, Chordata, Actinopteri, Centrarchiformes, Sinipercidae. Gene Ontology annotation, molecular function: voltage-gated potassium channel activity; SNAP receptor activity; syntaxin-1 binding. The transcript has 8 exons. The coding region runs from base 228 to 866 and encodes 212 amino acids. The record is from RefSeq and is a predicted model, not a curated record.
GUGCAGAGGACAGAGGGGAAACAGAGAUGCUGAGGAGGGACACAGCAGGUUUCUGCCGCAGGCUGCGGAUGGUUUAAUGCGGAAAACCUGGACAAAAGCGCAAAGAGACUGUAAAGAAGAGCCGGUGAAAGGUGCCAAAACCACCUGAUGCUGCAGCCUAAUCUGGUCACCUGGGACUGAACACACACACACACACACACACAUACACACACGGACGGACGGCCAACAUGGCGUCAGACCUGCCCAUCUUGACAGAGCAGGAGGAGCUGCAGAGGAGAGCCAAUCAGGUCACAGAUGAGUCCCUGGAGAGCACAAGGCGGAUGAUGCAUCUGGUUGAGGAGAGUAAAGAUGCUGGGAUCAGAGCUUUGGUUAUGCUGGAUGAACAAGGAGAGCAGUUGGAGCGUAUUGAGGAAGGCAUGGACUCCAUCAACAGGGACAUGAAAGAGGCAGAGAAGAAUCUGACAGAUAUGGCCCAAUGCUGUGGUCUGUGUAUCUGGCCAAUCAGGAAACUGAAGGCCUUUGAGGAGAGCGGGGCGUACAAGGCGGUUUGGGGCAGAGCUUCCGGUCAAGAUGGCGUUGUGUCCAAUCAGCCGCCGUCGUCUCGAGUCGUCGAUGAGAGGGAGCAAAUGAUCAUGAGUGGAGGAUACAUACGGAGGGUGACUAACGAUGCCCGCGAGGACGAGAUGGAGGAGAACCUGACUCAUGUCGGCAGCAUCAUCGGGAAUCUGAAGAGUAUGGCUCUGGACAUGGGCAACGAGAUAGACAUACAGAACGUCCAGUGCAACCGCAUACAGGACAAGGCUAUCCUCAACGUGUCCCGCAUCGACGCUGCCAACCAGAAAGCCAACAACCUCAUGAAACGAUAGGAGCGCUCUUCCAUUUCACUCUUUUCUACUAAUUCUUCCUACUUGCAAUUACUAUGCUUGUUGUUAUUCUAUGCUUUAUACAUAUGUCACUUUUUAAGUAGUGUCGUCAUCAUGAAAACUUUCUGUAAUAUUAUUUCUGAUAUUCCUAUAGGGACUAUGAGUCCAGGAUUUUCAGUAGUUAGGUUAUAGUGACCUAUGAGAUGUUGAUUAUCUCGUAUGUGUUAUAGUAUUCCUAUUUAUUCUCAUAGGGAGUCAUAGUUUUGUUGUGAUACUGAUAUGACAUAACCCUUUUGAAAUGUGUCAUAGGAUUAUUAUGACUCUCUUUCUGUGGGGAUUUUACAGCAAGGCCUUUGUCACUUUGCAUUUUACACUCCGUAUUUCCCCUCAAGGUGGCCUCUGCGGUCACUCAACAGAAUUAGAUCAUAGGAAGCUUUAAUGAUCCCUGUGGGGAAACUGGGUCACUGCAGCAGCACCAUUACCAGCAGCAGCAGACAACACCAAAUAUAUAAAUCAAGAAAUAAUUUCACACAAGUUGAACAUGUGGAGAACAACACAGCGAAGAGCGGCUCUGAGGGCCGGGGCGUGUAUUCUAAAGCCAAAGAAAGUGGCCUGUUUCUUCUACCGGACAGAUAAUUAAAUAAAAAAACAAAACAAAGAAAUGUGUGCAGAAUAUAUGUCCAAAUUUCUAAAAAAAAAGGAGAACAAACAAACAUGCAUAGCUAUCAGCAACCAGUUUAUUUCCAAAUGUAAACAUCAUUGAAUAACACACACACCCCUCCCCCCCUUCUCCAGUCUGAAAUGUUCCUUAGAGGGUGAAACUCGUGCGUGAUGGCGCCCCCUGCAGGCGCAGCCGGGUAUUGCCCAGAAGAAGGAAACACGUAUUUGUCCCCAGAGGAGGAUCUCUGGCGACACCAAGCGGACUCACGUGGAGCCUGCUCCUCUUGACCUCUCCAUCUUCUUUCUUCUCCAUGUUGAUAAAAUGGUGGUGAAAUGACGAUGAAUUGGUGGUGUUGUUUUUUUCUAAUCUUAUUCCGUAAUUUGAAGGGGAUCUGAUCUCUGAUCUCUGAUCUCAUCAAGGUUUUUGCUGACACUGUCAAAACCCAUAUGAAUCACGGCAUUUGUUGAAAAUGAAAUGCAAUUAUUUUGUGCUUUUUUUUUGUGCCUGUGUUUGUCAUAACAGCCAAUUACACAAUUUUGUGGUUCACGUUGUUUCAUUAGCAGCUGUGGAUGUGUUGGCUCUCCAGGCAUCAUUAUUGUUCACAAACAGCCAGUCUUCAUUGUUGUGUGCAGUAGGCCCUAAUGCUGGAUCCUUUGGUCUGUUUAAAGGUGUGGUUAUUAUUAGUAAAAUGUUAGCACAAUAAGCUGAUGACCUUUGCUCCCCUAAACAGGUCUCCAUGUUUGUCACACAGCAGGUUUAAGACAACUAUUAGGACAAAGUGACGCAACUACAGAGCAUGUGCAUUGGUAUUUGUUGUAAUGAAAUGCUAAAAUAUGGACAAUAUGAAUAAAAAAAUGCACAAAAAUA